Molecule: messenger RNA, 1453 nt
Organism: Calliphora vicina (urban bluebottle blowfly)
Lineage: Eukaryota; Metazoa; Arthropoda; Insecta; Diptera; Calliphoridae
Exons: 1
Coding region: 1-1431 (476 amino acids)
Cellular component (GO): cytoplasm
Molecular function (GO): glycosyltransferase activity
Source: RefSeq, a predicted model, not a curated record
AUGAAAUUCUUUACUUAUUUCAUUUUAUUUCGCUCUCCUUUAUUUACAGCUCCCGAUGAAGAUGCAUUUGUGGAAAAAGUUAUACAGGACAUUCCUUAUUUACCCAUUGAAAGACUCAACAGUGCAGACUAUACAAGUCGCAACCUUAACAGCUCAUGUGCUUGGUAUCCUCGUUUGCGCGAUGUCAAAAUACACAAUGAUUAUUGGCAAGAGUAUGAAAACCGCAAUAUUUCCUAUUACAUCUUUGGAGCCUAUUUGGAUAAUAGACCCGCUGUGGUGCAGAAUGAACCUGUGGUGCGCGUACUAACAAUGAUUAAUUUAUUGGGAAAAACAGACGAAGAGUAUCCGUUAACAUAUUGCCAGCUGUGGUAUGAUGAGCAACGUCAACCAAUUGUGGCACCCGUGAAGGAAAUGCAUAAAAUCUGGUACUAUGAAUGGGGCCAUAGUUCGGAAUACCAUUAUGCCCAUUUAUUAGCAUGUCCUUUGCCAGCAGAACAUAAGGAUAGAGUACCACGCACUGUAUCACUGGUAGCCAAUCCCUGUGACAAGGCCACCAAUAAUGUGAGAGUUACAUAUAAUCCCUUGUUUCCAGACGAGCCCAGAAAAGAAUUUGCUGUUUGUGUGAAAGGCUUAGAUUAUCCUCAUGUAGAUAUAUCGCAUCGUAUUGUGGAAUACGUUGAAACUAUGCGUUCUUUGGGGGCACAGAAAAUACUCAUGUACCAGCUACAAGUACAUCCCAAUACCACAAAAGUUUUGAAAUAUUAUGAGGAUACAGGAUUUCUUGAAUAUAGACCGAUGAGUUUGUCAACAGCGGGUAGCAACUUGCAUGACUUCCGACACUUGGAAAUUGAUAAGAAUGGCUGGUCUUAUAUUCUACACGAAGUGAUAGCCUACAAUGAUUGUUUGUAUCGCAAUAUGUAUCGCUAUAAAUAUGUGGCUGUGGUGGAUACCGAUGAGAUUCUGAUGCCUCUGGGUAAUACCACAAACUGGCACGAUUUAAUGGCCUUUGGUGAAACUGUCUCAACCGAGAAUUGUAAAACAUAUGCCAGUUAUUGUUUUCGCUGCAUCUAUUUUCCCCGGUAUCCGGAAAAACCCCGUUAUACCAAAGACAUACCCGAAUAUUUCUAUAUGCUUCAGCAUGUGGAGCGUGUAAGAGAGCAUAUAAGACCCGAUUGGGCUACCAAAUGUUUGCAUAGUACGGACAGUGUUAUAGCCACACACAAUCAUUUCUCUAUGCGGUAUGCAGAGAAUGUGUGUGGCAGUUAUUCAUUUGAUGCCGAUGUAGCUCAACUGCAACAUUAUCGCGAGCCCGAUAUUAAGGAAACCUUAAAUGAUUCUGUGGUGGAUUUAAGUUUGUGGCGUAUGAAAGAUGAAAUUAUAGAACGUUCAGAGAAAGUGUUUGAGAAGCUGGAGUUUCUGGAGGAUGAUUAGAAGGCUGAGGCUGAUUAAAUAU